Messenger RNA from Scutellospora calospora, 332 nucleotides. The record is from the annotation of a GenBank genome assembly. NCBI's taxonomy places the organism in Eukaryota, Fungi, Glomeromycota, Glomeromycetes, Diversisporales, Gigasporaceae.
AUGAGCUUUAAAUUGAUAGAUGUUGAGAAUGAAUUUGAAUUAGAAAGGGUGGAAAAAAUUGAUUCUGGAGCAACUGGCAAAGUAUUUAAGUACUAUUCAAAAAAACAUAGAAAAUUUUAUGCUUUCAAGGAGCCACAUAAAGAUAUCAAUAGUGAAGAUGUUAUAAAUGAAGAUGAUCAUAUUAAAAACCUUGUUAUUGGAGGCAAGCGAGAAACUCCAGUUCCUGGAACUCCAAAUGGCUUUAAAAGCAUUUAUAUUAAAGCUUGGGAUCAAAAUCCAGAACAACGUCCUACCAUUGAGCAAAUCAUAUUUGAUUUAAAUGAGAUUAACGA